Harpegnathos saltator (Jerdon's jumping ant) is the source of this 5401-nucleotide messenger RNA. RefSeq lists its product as uncharacterized. The transcript has 8 exons. Gene Ontology annotation, biological process: 3'-UTR-mediated mRNA stabilization; positive regulation of translational initiation. Bases 348 to 3164 code for a protein of 938 amino acids. Lineage: Eukaryota; Metazoa; Arthropoda; Insecta; Hymenoptera; Formicidae. The record is from RefSeq and is a predicted model, not a curated record. Gene Ontology annotation, cellular component: cytoplasm. Gene Ontology annotation, molecular function: translation activator activity; mRNA 3'-UTR binding.
GUUCUCGUUUUUCUUCCGCGUUUCUCGUUCGACGUUUGUAUUUUACUGUUUCAUUCUUCGCGUUCCUUCGGUUUCAAGUCGAAUUAGUAAUCAAGUCGAAUUAAAUGAUGACGCGUUACACUGCCGGCAACGAUCGUCGCGGAUUGUCGGCCACGGAUUAGUGUUUGGAGGUUUCGUGAGACGGGACGGCAGCUAACUCCGCCGGAGGCUGGAAGUGCUGCUGAAGUGGUCGCAACGGUCCUUGGCAGUCCCUGGGCGUCCAGGUGACUUCGCGCGAGGCCAGGGUACCAUCGAGCCGCCGGGACAGUCACCAGCGGAUCCUCCUGCGCGUCCGAAUCCGUCGAAAGAUGAGUUCGGCUUCGACCGGUGGUACGGAGGGGUCUAGUCCAGCCUCUAGCCCUGCCUCGGCCGCGAGUCUCACGAUGGCUGCUCCGAAAUACGGCACGCUGGUGCCUAAUCGUAUUUUCGUGGGUGGCAUCUCGGCCAGCACCAGCGAGGCGGAACUUGCACAACUCUUCUCGGCCUACGGCAACGUAAAGGCUACGAAAAUUAUCUCGGAUCGUGCCGGUGUGUCCAAGGGCUACGGCUUCGUCACUUUCGAAACGGAGGAGGAAGCGAAGCGUCUUCAGCAAGAGUCCGAAUGCAUCGUCCUGAGGGAGAGGAAGCUCAACAUAGCGCCCGCGAUCAAGAAGCAGCCCUUCAACAGAUCCUUCGACGGUGGUUCCGGUUCGCCCCCUUCCGUACCUACGAGUACUUACUAUUACACGAACGGUAUGGGUCUCGCUUAUCAGAACGGCAUGACAUUCUAUAACACGGCAGCUCCCGCACCAGCAACUUCCAUUGCUCCACCGACGGACCCGGGAACGAUUUAUCAAGCUACGGGAGUGUUCGGUCCUCAAGCCGCUACCGGCCAUCAAACGUUCGCUCCUGUGAUGUAUCCAUGCCCGGCACCGUCGUUGUAUAUGCCGCAGCAAUACCAGUAUUCGCCUAUGCCGUACGAAACAUACUACGCAGGAGCAACCGCCGCUGGGGCGCCCCAGUACUUGUACGCUACCGGCAAUUCGCAGAGCAACACGAGCGGUGGCGGAAAUAAUUCCGGCAGUGGCAAUAAUGGUACAGGAGCAACUAGCCCGCCGACGGCGGGCCCACCGCCGCCUCUCCCAUCUCUGCCUCCUCCACCUCCGACGCACUUUUACGCUCCUGCUGCACCGCCCCCACAUCAUCAUCCACCGGUGCCCGCGGGCCCGCAUCCUCCCCCCGCACAGGUGGAUCAUCUGUACUACUCUUUUGCAGCUGGCCCGCACCCACCGCCCCCGCCGCACGCACCUAUGGGACUGACCGAGCAGCAGCAGCUGUUGUUGUACACUACGGAUGCGUCGUGUCAAACCACCACGUCUGACGGUCAGGCUGUUCCGCAGGAGGAUUCACGUCCGACGCCGAGCCACUCGGAGCAUCAGCACGGUGAGGCACAGGCUGCCUCAGGCUCAGCCGCAGCGACGUCUCUGGUAUCCCUAAUGCCCGUCAAAUUCCCCGUGUCCGGUCGUUACGCUAAUUAUCAACCGAUCGCGAUACACACCGCUGCCGCCAAUUUGCACGGCGCGCAAAACUGCUCGAGCGAUUCCGACGACUGCACCGCCGCCAAUGCGUCGAUGCAUUGUCGCACGAUCGUCUAUCACCCGGCCACCGUGUACAUUCCACACGCACCGCCGUCUUAUCACGGCGCGUCCGGCACUGCUAGCCUACUGCCGACCCCGUACUCAGCGAGCUCGUCGUACGACGGCAGCAACGCGAAAACUCACGCUCAUCACAACUCGAGAGAUGGUGGUGGCGGCGGCGGCGGCAAGUACACGGCGGUCACCGGCGGUCAAGGGGGUAACUACGCGAAGGGGGGUCAACAGAAUCACGGCUAUCAUCCGUUAGCGCAUCAUCAGAACACUCACGGCAAGUCGCAGCACACGCAGGGCGGUUCGCAGUCGCACAAUCACAGUAAUAACAACAACAACAACAACAACGGCAAAUGUAGCGGCAACGGGGCGACGGACGGAUCGCAUAAAUACCAGGCGAUGGCGAUGUCGCGACUACCAAUCCCGUACAAUAAUAAGAGAACGGCUGGAUCGAACGUGGGCUCGCCAGCUGCUUGCUUCCUCAAGUCCGCCGGCGGUGCUGGUGGCGGCGGAGGUUACGGGUCGAACCAAAACGCGCACAGAGUCAAUCUCACGGCGUCCAACUACGGCGCGCACAACAAGCCAACGGUGAACUACAUGAACGCGAAUGUGUCCGGUUACGAGCACGCGACCAACGGGCGCAAGAGCUACGGCAGUGACGAUCAGACUACGUACUAUGAGAUCGGCAAGCCGAUGAGCGGCUCUUACGGCUCCGGUCGCAAGGGCGGUUGCAUGUCGAAUAACAACGGAUACAGAGGAGGAGGAGGAGGAAGUGGUGGUGGUGGUGGUAGUGGUGGUGGUGGAGGAGGAGGAGGAGGAAGUGGAAGCAACAGCGCCCGGUUAGACGCGCUCGUAAACGACAGCAACGGUCGACCUAAUAACGACGUCGGGUACGAUGCCGCCUCUCAGACGGCGGAUGGCAUCGCUACGACGACGCUACCCGCUCACCUGUCCGCGGCCAACAACGCGAGCGCGGACGCUCAGGAGAAGCUGACGGCGAGCCCACCGCCAGCCCCCUAUUCACCCAUGACACGGCCCCUUCCAACUGUCUCACCGCCCAACCCCCAGGUCCAGUUUUACUCCGCACCGACUCAGAACCGUUAUCAACAGUCCUCAACAUCCAUACCUCCCUCCCAUCAACAACAACAGCAGUCCAUCGGCGGUCAACAGCAACAACGCGGCCGCUACUCGGUCGCUCAGACGAUAUCGUCCUCCAACCGGAAGCCGUCCGACAAGUAUUCGAGCACCGGCUCGCAGACCACGACGAUGCUGCGACAGCCCAAGUACAAGGUGAACGGUAUAAUGCAGUCGACGGCGACGGCUACGACCAAGCUCAACGACGACAGUCUUGGAGGCGCCGGCGAUGGCCCGACGGCGGGCACGGUCAACAGGAUGCCGAUAACGCCGCCCGGCACACCGCGCGGUCACCCGGCGGCGGGCGAUCAGAUGGGCGAUCAAUUGGGCGAAACGUGCCAUCAGAUGCAGGCGCUGACUCUAUAGACGCUUCCCCGCCAUUUCUUUCAUGUCUUCGCCCUCUUUGUUGUCUUCUUAUCGAGAGUAUGUUAUCUUAGGAGAGCAGAGAGAGAGAGAGAGAGAGAGAGAGAGAGACCACGUGCAACCUAGAACGACGGCUACAAACUGUGAAAAUAGAUCGACGCGGAAUUGACACGUACAUAUACACAUACACACGUACAUACGCAUUGCACACUUUACACAUGCAAAUACGCUACGGUAUAAUAUUCUCUGGUGAUCUCAGACUCAACAUGCAAAGCUAACUAAGACGUUCGCUGUAGAAAAAUGGAAUCUUUCUCCGGUUCUUGAUCGCGAUGGCUAGCCGAUCCGCGGAGAACGAUCCUGACGGAUCUGACACGCAUGAACGCGAUAACGAUAUACAAUAUUGUUAAUUGUUACACGAUGAUUGAUGAAAAGUAGGGGCGAGAAAGAGGUGGGGGGAGGGGGAGAGAGAGAUAUAUACAGACGGAGAUUGUACCUAUUAUAAAAGUUCGCGCGAGUUGAAGUGAUAAUCUUCAAUGGCAAGUGCGUAGAUAAAAGGAUUAAGAGAGAAAUAAAACUUCUAUAGGUAUAUAUACGCGCAAGUACGAUGCGUCAUUUACAUACACAUCUACGUUAUAUAUUACAUACCGUAUAAUAUUACAUACUAUUACAGUAUCCGAUGUUAUAUGCGUGAUAGGCUCGACAAACCAUGAAUCUCGCGAGCAAGGCUAGAUUAGUUAGCAAAAGAUAGAACCGAGAAACAAAUGAAAAAAAAAAAGAAGAAAACAAAUAACGUUGUUAUCGUACAAAGACGAACGAUUUUGUCAUGUGUUCAAAAGAAAAAAAAAACAAAAGAGUAAAACAAUGCAGAGAAGGAUAACAGGGAGGCGAGAUAGGGUUGAUUUCAUAAAACGGUUGCUCAAGGCACUGCCACAUCUCCAUGAUUUUUCAUUUUUUACCGCCAAGGACGGUAAUCCGUACUUAUAGUUUCUCUCUCUCGUUAGAGUAACCGUGAAUAUAUAUACAUAUAUAUUUCAUCACGUAGGGCGGAUUAAUAAUACAGAUUUGUUGUUCUUUUUGUUGACAAAUUUUCCGCGCAAAACGUAACGUGUUGUAGCUGUUAAAUACGAGAAAAAAAAGAGAGACCCAAGUACGAAAGACGAAUCGCCCCGUAUCCACAAGCGAAUAAGGUAAGAUAUUAAAUGAAAAAAAAAAUAAUAAUGAAUUAAAAAAAUGUGUCGGCUGUGAGCUUCCAAGCAAAUAACAAUAAUUAAAUUAUUAUAAUAUUAAAGGUUAAAUAAUAUUCUACCUAAUUGUUACGAACGUGGAUUUCUUUUAUCUAUAAAUGUGAAGUAAAUUUGUUAUCUCGUAUCUCGCAUACCGUAGCUAUGAUUGUCCAUUCUAGAGAGAGAGAAAAGAGAAAAAAGGGAGGAAGAGAAAGAAAGAGAGAAAGAAAGAGAGAGAAGGAGAAAGGAAGAGAAAGAGAUGGCAACAGAGAAGUAGAUGAGGUUUGUAGCGCCGUCAUGUAACAAUGAUACGGCGCACGUUUAGCGGAUGAUAUUUCGAUGAACGUGUGGUACGUAGAUAAUACGAUACGCGACAAAGGCCUAGGACGCAUAGGGAGAAUCUGUGAGUUGUUAACAAAGAAAUUAAUUUAUUGAAAAAAAAGCAAGAGUGCCUUCUAUUUGUUUUCGUGAUUGUAUUGUUGAACAUUUGUUGCGUUACGUUCCGAGAGCCUCUAAUGUUGUUAUAAGAAAAAAAGAGAUGUUUGAAGAAUGUUGUUCCUCUAUUUAUUUAUUGAUUUACGGGCAUGCGUAUGCUGCCCGACUAUAUCCAGCGAAUUCGGUAGUGUGAGAGAGAGAGAGAGAGAGAGAGAGAGAGAGAGAGAGAGAGAGAGAGAGAGAGAGAGAGAGAGAGAAAGAAUGAUGCUGUAAUAAGGUAUCGAUAGCGAUGAAUCAUAGUGAGAACGAACGUGAAAAUAUAGCAAUCGAGUCGCAUAAUAAUUGACGUUGUUGUCAUGUCUAUGAAAGAGAGAGAGAGAGAGAGGGAGAGAGAUUGGAACGAGUGCGAUGAAUUGUUGUGAGUGUGAACCGAAUGAAUGAAUGUGAGAUAGACAGGGAGGAAGAUAGAAGAAGCAGCUCAUUUCGACACCUAGUUCUACGUAUUACACAGAGAACGCAGAGAGAUGACAUCCUCCCUUAUAAUACAUACAUAUAUAUAUAUAUAUAUAUAUUAUAUAUAUA